UACCAAUACCAACAACAACAACAACAACGUCAUGGUAUACUGUCAGUUGUGGUAUCUUCAUUCCGACGAAACGAAACACCGAUGCAAAGGUUCCUCGCUGUGGAGUAGGAGUAGCAAAUAAUUCAGCUUAGCUUCUUCAUGCAGCUCCCUCCCAUUCAAUAUAAUCCACCUUCAUGCUAGCUAAUUCAUGCAUGCGCAGCUGACAGCUAGGUUUGCUUAGUUAGUUAAAGAGAGCCAAAUUAAGCAAGUUGGAGUAGUUUGUACUACUCCAGUAGCUAGCUUAGAUAGUACAGAUCAUGCAGUAAUUAAGUAGUAGGGGGCCGGGAGAAGUGGAGGAGGAAAUUUUUCAUCUAUAUCUAUCUAUGACUAUGCGGCGGCCGGGACCGGGUUGAGGAGGAAUUGAGGAUGGGUGGCAGAGGCAGAGGCAACGACGACGACGGUGGUGUGGUCGUCGUCGAUGGCUUCGUCGCCAUCCUCCGCCAGCUCGGAGACCUCGCGCAGCUGGCGGCGGAGGUGUUCCAAGGCAUGCACGACCAAGUCAUGGCUCUAUCCACACGACGACGCCAACUCGCGCUGCGCCUCAACCACCUCGAUCACGCAGCACCACCAGCAGUAGCAGCACCACAAGAUUCUUCUUCUUCCUUCUUCUGUCACAAAGAUUACUACCUCUUCGUUGCUUCCAACAUAGGCCGUGUCCAUUGGCGCGCAAAUCUCAUUCUGAAGCAGGGGCUCGUUGCAGGAGGAAACAACAGCUUGCCUACCAUUAUCUUUGACCGCAUCCACAGAUGCAGAGGGCCACCCAAUCUGUCCCUCCUUGACAAGUACGAUGCUGACGGCGAGGGUGCCUGCUUGAAGAGAUACACUAAUCCUUCAUUCUUCACCUCUCACUCUGCCUGCUCUACCAAACUAAUCCACCAACGCAUCCACAUGGCAAAACAACCUCCAAAGCUACUACUGGAAACCAAACCUACAUUUCAGUGUUCAGAUUCAGACAACUCCAGGCCUCAGAAGGCAUCCCAGUGCAGUGACUCUAUGCCUGAAAUGGACGCAUCUCAUGGAUUCCUAUCCAUGUUCCGACAACUGAAAUAUCGACAGACGAAUGGAAGCCCCAUGCCUCAAAUGCACAACUUUCAGAACGAGACUUCUUCAUCUGAGCUGAACAUAUCUUCAAACUGUUCGCCUGAAUCAAGCAUCAAGGUGACACAAGACAUCGGAGCAAGCACAACAGGUACAGAUUCAGUCAGUGAAGAGAGGAACUUGGAGCUCGAGAGGACUAGUUCAUUCGAGGCAUGGCUCUCUCCAAAUGCACAUAAUAUUCAGCAUGAUCAGAUAGCAGAAGAAAUGCCUCACUACAGUUGUAACAACAACAAUGGAUUCGUCAAUCAUGUCACUCCGAAUGAUGCCAUUGGUGCAACCAACAAUGGCAAUUGUAAGGACGAUUCCAACACCUACAAGAAGGCUGUGAGGUCAAAGUAUAGAGGUGGCAUGGAGUUCAUCGCCUCAAGGGUCAGCAGUUUUCCCAGGAAGCUCUUCAGAAAGAAGCAAGAUCCACAUCCACUGUCAGUGGCAGAUUCCUUCCGGAACAUGACUAGCAAGAUUCUUGAGCUGAAAUGCAACAACAUUCGAGACAACGAUUCCAAUGGCAUGGGAUCAAUCAACAGAGAGGAACUGCUCGCAAGUGAAAACGGUGAGCAUCCAUCUCCUGACGCUCCCUUUCGUCACGUAUCAACAGAGCGUAGGUAUAUGCACGCCACGAGAGCUUCUUCUGAAGAUGUUCCUGCACUUGCUGAAGUUGCAUCGGAUAAGAAAAGCAAACAGGAGCACUCUGACGAUGCAUCUGAAGCAUCUUAUGACAAAUUGUUGGAUGAAGAACUGCAUCAAUCUGUUGUACGUCAGGAACGAAAUGGUUCUCCCGUUCCGCAGGUCUGCAGCACUACAAGAUUUUCUCAACUAGAGCGUGAAGGUCCUGGGAAAGAUAUGGUGCCGCCACUCCCUCCGAUGCAGUGGUUAUCAUCAAUCAAGGUUCAUUCAGGAUCAAGGGUUGCAUCAUCUCCAAGACUUAAAACACUUAGGCCACAAUCACCAGCGGUACCAAACCAUGCAGCUGGAAGAAGCUAUUCGCAUCCGGUAAGAAAGCAGCUGGAAACUGACAAUGUUCAGGCGAGAGGCCAUUUCGGCAUCCUGGCUUCACACGCUGAGAUAGCCCAGACAUCAGCUUCUGAUAUUAAAUCUGCAGCUGUUAUCUCGAUUAGAAAUGGAAUCUGCAGAUAUGGGUUCCCUGGGAAGGAUUCUGAAGAAAUUAAUCAUCAAGAAAAGGAUAUCAUUCAGCCUUCAGAAGGUGAAAUUCUGAAGACUACGGAGGAGGUCUGUGAGCCUACGGUACAGUCAGACGAGUCUCCGCCUGAACAACAUUCAGAAAUACAACCUCAACGAGAAGAAAUACACCAAACUGGUAAUGGAGAUUCUGAUUGCAACAACAAGAAUAAUCUCAGGGCCACCACAGAAGGGCCUAUCUAUAGCAAUGGACCACAGAUUGAUGUGCACAACUCACUGGAUCAUCCUACUGACAGAGAGAGCAAUACUAAUGUGCACGUAGAAAGUGUUUUUUUCUCUGCAGUAGAACAGCUAACAAAGAUGAACCCUCCUCCGGUGCCAAGGCCUAAAUAUUCUAUACUUCAGGUUGGAGUCCAAGAUAGAAGCACGGUAAGAACGGCUCCAGGUUUGAUAUAUCCUUCAAGAAGGCUUUCAGGAGAGAUACGCAAAUUACCUGAACAAAUAAACGCCAAGUCUUGCGAUCUGAAGCCUGCCCUUGAAAGAGGCUCAAAUGUGACAGUUGAUCACAGGAACACAAAAGUGGCUACAAUCUUGCAGAGGGUUGAUCACAUUCGUCAGGCUCACGCAGAAAACUACGACAUUGACAGUGAGGUUAGCUGGAGUGACAGUGACUGAUUCGUCGAUGCGAGAAGUCAAGUCAUUCGUUGAACUUUGCAAAGGGAGACUAAAACAUUAAGCAAAUGCAGGCAGUGAAGUUGAAGCAAUUGCAUUUCCUCUCUCUCGGUGCCAAAGUAUGGGUAGCAAACAAUCCGUAGCGAACUAGCAAGAGCUGUUAUAUUUGAUGCUGAAAUUGAAGAGUACAUUCUAGUUGUCCUUACGUAAAUAGCUCGAGACUAUUGUACUCCCUCCGUUUCAAAAUGUUUGACACCAUUGACUUUUUAGCACAUA
This is a messenger RNA of Oryza sativa Japonica Group (Japanese rice), 3222 nucleotides long. The record is from RefSeq and is a predicted model, not a curated record. NCBI's taxonomy places the organism in Eukaryota, Viridiplantae, Streptophyta, Magnoliopsida, Poales, Poaceae.